UGUAAUUAUGAGAUAUGUAUGUUAAGUUAUUAUGUUAUAUUAGGUUAUAAUGUUGAUAUAUAUUGACGGUCUAGCAUACAUUUCUAGCCCAACGUACAUAUACAAUAUGCUUAUAGUGGUUUCAAUUUGUUAAAGACAAUAUAUAAUAAAAAUACAUUAUAUUUUGUAAUGUCAUUUAUUUAUUAUUAGACAGCAAAAUGUGGUUACUGCGGAUGGUUGCUGAAAAUGGAUAAUAUUUUGAAACAUUCUUGUUUUGGUCUUUUUGACGCUGCAUGUCAGGUUUUUAGCGUGGAUGAGGCUGGAAAAAUUGUUAUGACAGAUAUCAAUUUGAUGGAGACAACAGGGGAUGAAAGCCUAAAUGAUGUAACAGAGAAUGAAAAUAAUGCUUCAGAACCACAAGAAGUAGAUGAAGAGCUGAUAAGUAUAGUUCAACAACGACCAGCCUUGUAUGAUCCUCGUCUACCACUUCAAGAAAGAACUAAGUUAAAGCAAAAAGAUCUAUGGCAGGAAGUCAGCAAUUGUCUAGGAGGAGCAUAUUCACCUAUUGACGCCGAAAAAAAAUGGCAAUAUUUAAGAGAUUGUUAUACAAAAGCUAGGAGGAAUUUUAAGAAAAUACAGAGCAUUGAAAAAAGAAGUGGUGCUGCAGAAUAUAAAGACAACGAUUGCACAGAUUCAGAAAACAGGCCACCUUCAACGCCAUCACCGAGUAUCUCUGAAUUGUCUGUAGCGACUUCAGCUUUACGAAAAAGACAACAUUCAAGUAACAUCGACGAAGUAGAUAGAGCUUUUUUACAGACCUUAAACACAAAUGUUCAACCCAAUCCUAUUGAUGGAUUCAUGUUACGACUGGCAGAAGGAAUGCGUCGACUUCCCUACAGGGAAAGAUCACAGUUAGAGUUAGAGUUCUUAAUAAAACUGCGUGAAACGGAGGAAAGAUUGGGACUAUUAAAUAAUUAAGAGGAUAUC
This is a messenger RNA of Temnothorax curvispinosus, 966 nucleotides long. RefSeq lists its product as uncharacterized. Gene Ontology annotation, cellular component: nucleus; transcription regulator complex. Lineage: Eukaryota; Metazoa; Arthropoda; Insecta; Hymenoptera; Formicidae. The record is from RefSeq and is a predicted model, not a curated record. Bases 226 to 957 code for a protein of 243 amino acids. Gene Ontology annotation, biological process: regulation of transcription by RNA polymerase II. The transcript is spliced from 6 exons.